Stylonychia lemnae is the source of this 915-nucleotide messenger RNA. Lineage: Eukaryota; Ciliophora; Spirotrichea; Sporadotrichida; Oxytrichidae. The record is from the annotation of a GenBank genome assembly.
AUGGUGAUAUCAUAGAAUGUUGAAGACGAGAAUUUUCUCAAAAAGUUCAAAAGAGGAUCAGCCGUGCUAAAUGCUUAGGUCUUAGACAAAGCAAUGCUUAUAAGCAUUCAGAAAUAUCUAGAUCGUUAUACUUAUGUUAAGCUUAACAGUCUCCAGAUAUAUUACGAUGUGAUUGAGGAUAAUUUUGAAUACUAUUCUAAAUACUUAAACUACAAGGAAUUGAAAGUGCUUCAUUUAGAUAAUGAACCUAAGAUUGCAGAAUAAUUUGUCCAUAUAAAGAAUCUACUUCAUUUAAGAGAGUUAACACUAUAACUUAGUAGGUUAAAGAGAGGAUUCUUUAAAGUUAACUAGUUUCAAUUCCCACCUUAAUUAGAAAAAAUCACUCUUCUUGAUUUGGAUGAGGAAAGAGCUGAAGGCUUAAUCGAUUAGAUACCUUUAAGAUUAAAGCACUUAAGUUUCAAGAAUUGCCAUUUUAAUGACUAUGACUCUCUGUUUUAGCAGCUUAUCUCAAGAAAAAUCACUACUCUUGGCUUUUAAAAUUACUUUCAAAUAUAAACUGAACAGUUUUUCUUAGCCUGUUCAAAGUAUCCCAACGCCUAUAAAUACUUGGCUCUUGAAAAAGUUCAGAUUCUAGGACGAUUUGUAGAUUUUAGCUCACUUUUUUAUGUCUUGAAGAAUACAACCAGACUAGCAUAAGAUGUGGAAACCGAGAUUAUGUUGUAAUUACAAUACAGUUUAAAAGACAAAGAUCUCAUUAAAUUUUUAAUGCUAAUGCUUAUAAAAGCUCACAAAGUUUCAAUAAACUCUUAAGACAUAUAGGAAGCCACUACUUUCGGCCUUAAUUAAGGAUAAAUUGAUGCUAGGUUUAUAUCUUGGAUAGAUUCGGUUUAUGUUACGAUCUAAGAUUAAACUUGA